AGAGUUGCUCUGUGCAGACGGUGGCGUAUCGCUCGGCGCUCAGGAGCUGGAAUUGAGUAGGCGGGAGAAGCCAUGGCGACUUACCUGCUGGCAUUUGGCAUCUCGGUAGGGGUGUAUGUGUUGGUCUACUACAACUGGAUCCGGGGGAGAAGAUGCACGAGUGACACCAGCCUCAAGGGGAAGACUGUCAUAGUCACGGGAGCCAAUGUAGGAAUUGGAAAAAUGACAGCUCUGGACAUGGCCAAACGCGGAGCCCGUGUCAUCUUGGCUUGUCGCGUUAAGGAAACCGCAGAGGCAGCCGUAUACGAUAUAAGAAGGAUAUCUGGGAACAAUGAGGUGCUCUUUAUGAAACUUGACCUGGCCAGUCUUGAGUCGGUUAGAGCAUUCUGCAAAAACUUCCUCAGUUCUGAACCCCGACUAGAUAUUCUUAUCAACAAUGCAGGUAUCGAAGGCAAAGGAAAAACUAAAGAUGGAUUCAACUUGAUGAUUGGGGUCAAUCACUUGGGCCACUUCCUCUUGACCAACUUGCUUCUGGACCGUCUCAAGCAAAGCAGCCCCAGUCGGAUUGUCGUCUUGGCAUCAGAAGCGUAUAAGUACGGAAAAAUUGAUUUCAAGAACCUGAACCCACCUGCGGAAAGCUGGAAAGAAACACUGCAAUCGUACUGCGACAGCAAGCUGGCUAACGUUCUGUUUGCCCGGGAGCUAGCUAACAAAUUACUGGGGACCGAUGUCACGUGCUAUUCCGUCCAUCCAGGAGUGGUGCUCACUAAUCUGGGACGCAAUCUUCCACAUUGGUUAAAAGUAUUGCUGUUUCCAGUAGCCUGGCUCUUCCUCAGAACACCUACGGAUGGAGCACAGACGUCCAUCUAUUGUGCCGUGCAAGAAGAGAUAGAAAUGUACAGUGGCCGCUACUUUAACAACUGCAGGGUGCAGAAGGUGCUGCCUCAUGCUCGAGAUGAUGCCAGAGCCAAGAAGCUGUGGGAAGUCAGUGAAGAAUUGACCGGAUUAGCCAACUGAGAGUUAGACCACACAUGACUUCAUCCAACAACGUUAAUGAGAAGUCUUUGUGUUGCAGUCCAUCAAUUCAGCACGAUUCAUUGAAGAUCAAGGGCUAAUUCAACUUCUUAUAUCACUUUAUUUGUCAGUAUAUCAAUUUUUUACCAAGGCUAAUAGAGUUUUCUGGG
Spea bombifrons (plains spadefoot toad) is the source of this 1184-nucleotide messenger RNA. It is a transcript of the gene DHRS13, whose product is annotated as dehydrogenase/reductase 13. NCBI's taxonomy places the organism in Eukaryota, Metazoa, Chordata, Amphibia, Anura, Pelobatidae. The transcript has 6 exons. The record is from RefSeq and is a predicted model, not a curated record. The coding region runs from base 73 to 1017 and encodes 314 amino acids.